GCUUUAGCUCCUGAGGGAACAACAAGUUCUUCAACAGAUCUGAACGCUGCACAGAGUAUUCAUGGAAUUUGUCUCGUUCAGUCGCGACAAACUGCUGGAGAUUUUAUAAAAUUUUUACUCAUAAACAAAGAAGAAAAAGAAGAAUGCAGCCCUCUGAGUCACAACCUGAAGCAGGUUCUGGUCCAGCCAUGACCCAGAAGGAGCAGCAAGAGUUCACGGCCUGCUUGCAGGAGGCCCUCGCAUGGAUGCAGAGCGUCCAGGAGCAGCUUAAAGGCAACGAUAAUACACAGGGGCCCCGAGAUGCCCUGGAGGCUCGACUCAGGGAGACCGAGAAAAUCCAUCAUUCGGAAGAUACAGGUCGGAUGAAAGUGGACCAGGUGUUGAUGGCGGCAGAGAAACUUCUGCAGAGCGAAGAUGAGGAGCUUAAGAACAGCACUAACGGCAAACUGAAGGAGCUGAAGAGCCAGUGGGAGGACACAACCACCUACAUUGUCCAUUGUCACAGCCGGAUCGAAUGGGUGUGGCUCCACUGGAGCGAGUACCUGAAGGCGUACGAGGAGUUUGAGGUGUGGCUCACCAAGCAACAGCGCUCUCUGGACAAGAAUGUGGAGCUACAGCUGGGCCCGAAGGAGAAGCUGUGGCAGCUGGACCAGCACAGGGUGAUGGUGAGCGACGUCGACAGCCAGGUGGCGCUGUUGGAGAGGCUGCUGGACGAGGCAGCCGCGCUGCAUGGCAGAACCCAGGACCCCAGCGUGGACAAACAGGCCCAGCAAAGAAUGCAAGAGGACUAUAACAACAUCCGGGAUCGAGCCAGGGAGCGGCUGAUGCUGCUGCAGAAGAUCAGCGAUGAGCACCAGACGUUUCAAAGCCGUGUUCAGAAGUUUGAGUCCUGGCUGGUGUCUAAAACCAGAGAGCUGACCGAGCUGAUGCAGCUGAAGGAAACUCCUGAGAACAAGCUGAAAGCAUUAAAGACUCUGGAUGAAAGCGUGGCAUCUGAGGAGACCACCCUGCAGCAGAUUGAAAACAUGGCAGACGCUGUGAGAGCCAACACGUCUCCUGCAGGAGCAGUAGCUGUGCAGGAGGAGGCAGAGGAGCUGCGGCUGGGAUGGCAGCGUCUACGACAGGGUCUCUGUGAGGCCGAGGAGGGUCUGCGCUGCAGCUUGGACUCCCAUAGUCAGUACCUGACCCGGUGCCGGCGGCUGGGAGAUGAGAUAGGGCGGAUCAGGGAGCUGCUGCAAGACCUGGACCAGGAGCUGGAGGAAACCCAGGAGUCCAAACGCAGUUCCGAGAUCAACGAAGAGCAGAUGGAAGGACAGUGGAGGAAAUACUCAGGUGUUUGGAACACUCUGGCUGGGAAAGAGUCUCAGGUGGAGCUGCUGAAGGCUCAACUAAAGGAGCUCUUCAGGUUCUCUGAGGACUCUCGUCAUCUUUCAGACGACGUCUUGGCUGUUGUUAAAGAACAUCACAGUGUGAAGUGCCGAGCUUCCAGACUCUGUUCGGAAUCAGAGCUGGAGCUGAGGAGCAUCCUCCAGGACCCCCUGCUGAACUACUCUCAAUGGGCCAAUUCCGUCUCUCAGGUGAUGGAGGCCUCCAACAAUGUCAGCGACUUCUCCGACUCCGCCACGCUGCUGCGCAGGAUCGAGGGUCUCCUGCUGAACAGCGCCGAGCUGCAGGAGCGUCUGGGCCUGCUGCAGGUGAAAGGAGACCUGCUGGAUUCAGUGUUCGGUCCUGAGAGGUCUGACACCCUCCGCGUUAACCUGAACACCGCCGUCAGGAACAGAGAGCUGCUGCACCAUCAGCUGCUGGAGAGGAAGAACAGACUGCAGAAUUUAAUCUCCCGAACCAAAGACUUUGACAAAGAGUACCAGCUGACCCUCGCCAAGUUGUCGGCGUUCAGGGAGCGACUGCAGGCUGCUGAUGUUCUCCAACCAGACAUCCUGGCCAAAAAAAGCCAGCUGGACCAGAUGUUGGUUCUCCAGAAAGAGCUUGAGGACGGUAAGGCCCAGCUGAUGGUUCUGGAAACUCUGAUUUCAUCCAGCCAGGGCAGCAGGACUCAGUAUGAGAAGCUGUGUGUCGAUUGGACCGAGCUUCUGAGGAGAGUAACGGUCAAAGUUCAGGACUGUAAGGAUAUCGUUUCUGGCCAUGAAAGUUUUGACUAUGAGUUUCGGAACAUGGAGGAGUGGAUGCUGAGGCAGAAGCCGGAGUCGUUCCAAAGUGUGGAAGGUCGCCACACUGAAGCCGAGAGACUUCUAGGAGAGUUUACUGAGAAGGAGCUGCAGUUGCAACAGAUAGAGGCUCAGAGUGAGAAUGUUCUAAGGAGAACAUCAAAGGAUGGGCAGGUCCACAUCCUGAAGGACAUGGAGCGGCUCAAGGAACGCUGGAAUAACCUGCAAACCCAUCACGUAUUCUUUAGUAAUGGUUCUAGUUCCGACCAAGGUUGUUUUUUGUCUAAUCAGGGCAGCAAAGGAUCCAUCGAAAUCGACUGGAGUCAGUUUGAGGCCUGGUUGAGCAGGGAGAACGAAGUUCUGAUGAAGAUAAUCGGAACCAACAAGAGGGCCUUUACUGCGGAGGAGGUGCAAACCAGACGGGGAGCCCUGCAGGCUCUGAGAUCCAGACUGCCUGAGGGUGAGCAGAUGUUUCAGCUGCUGCUCGAUCAGACUCUAAGCACUAAGAGUGAAGAUGAAACUCUGGAGGACCUUCGAUAUCGUUGGAUGCUCUAUAAAUCCAAGCUGAGGGAGGCAGAGACCUACCUUGUGAUUACCAAGCAGAGAGAUCAAGAGGGUGUGAAUGGGGCAGUCUCUGAAACAAGAACAGAAAAGAAACCCUGGCUGCUGUGGAGGAUUUGUCGUUUGGCAUUUCUUUUGUGGCUCCUCUUCCUCGCUCUGCUGCUCCUCGCCUUCCUGCUGCCGCUCAUGGACGACGGAAACAGUUGCUCGCUAUCCAACAACUUUGCCCGAUCCUUCAGCGUCAUGCUGCGCUACGAUGGGCCUCCUCCUACAUAAGAACCAGAGCAGGGAUGGGGGUCUUACAGCAGCUUUGAAUAAAUAAUCCAAGGUCCAGCUGGAGAACCUUAUCUUUACUCUGCACGGACUUCCUGCAGCCUUUUACGGUUUACUCUACUACCAACCUUAUCCAGCUUACGGUUUUUCAGCAUGGUAACUCUGUCAGCAUGGCCACGCCCAUCAAAACUCACCUGGCCACAGGUGGUCAUGCUUAGGGGGCUAUAAAGGCUUCAGUACCAUCACAUCCAGGGUGAAGGAGCUCAGCUUUAUUCGGUUCAGGGCAGCAAAAUGUCAAUCAUAUGAAAACCUUGUGCAACAAGGUUUAACAUAAGAUGAAGUUUUAGCUAUUUUUAGUCUGGUUUACAGUCACUGUAACAGCAGAAGGUGUUAUUUUUCUCUGUUAUGUAUUUAUCAUGUUUUUGAUUAGGUUAAAAUAAAAACUCUG
This is a messenger RNA of Cyprinodon variegatus (sheepshead minnow), 3447 nucleotides long. It is a transcript of the gene syne3, whose product is annotated as spectrin repeat containing, nuclear envelope family member 3. The transcript has 18 exons. The coding region runs from base 144 to 3002 and encodes 952 amino acids. Gene Ontology annotation, biological process: nuclear migration. The record is from RefSeq and is a predicted model, not a curated record. Gene Ontology annotation, molecular function: actin filament binding. NCBI's taxonomy places the organism in Eukaryota, Metazoa, Chordata, Actinopteri, Cyprinodontiformes, Cyprinodontidae. Gene Ontology annotation, cellular component: meiotic nuclear membrane microtubule tethering complex; cytoplasm; nuclear outer membrane.